UUUAUACAUAUGUAUAGCGCCUAUGAUAGAAAGCAACAUGUAAACAAGAACGGACAGGCAUGAACAGUUUUUCAGGAGUCGUGGUUAAAUGUGCCCAAUUUCCUGGACCAGCCAACCUCAAUAUAUUUAAGUCCGAGAUGGUCGAGGUUCUACGUGAGGCCCUGCAGAUGCAUAGGAGGUCUGACAUGAAGAGAAUAAUGGAUACCGUUAGAAGAAACCCCAAAGUUUAUCUUGAAAGUGACGAUGAUGUCGGGAAUGCGCUAAAAGAAGAAGGUUCAGACUCUAGGACUAAAGAGUAUGAAUCAGACGAGGGAGGAGAAGGUGGUCAAGUCAAUGUCAUUGGACAGGACAACUUCAAUACUGAUAACGAGGAGUUAUCAGUCGCGUUAUUGACAAUCGAGUACCUGUUUAUUAGUAUAAUACUUAAAAAUUCUACGUGAAACUAAAAAAUUUAUGUUUGUUAAAUAUAAUUUUCGUUUAAAGAGCAAGGACAUGACUGAAAG
Messenger RNA from Belonocnema kinseyi, 503 nucleotides. RefSeq lists its product as uncharacterized. Lineage: Eukaryota; Metazoa; Arthropoda; Insecta; Hymenoptera; Cynipidae. The coding region runs from base 60 to 440 and encodes 126 amino acids. The transcript is spliced from 2 exons. The record is from RefSeq and is a predicted model, not a curated record.